UGUAGGUCAUUCAAAGCCAGGUGUCUGAUUGGCCUCCGAUGGUUCUUCUCAGUCCUGAUAGAAUAAUUUUCCCGUUCAUUCUGCUUCCAGUCGUCCAUUUUCCCUAGCAAGGAGAGUGCCAAGCUUGAGGGCUGAUGGCGGGAGUGGCAGCGGCUAACGGCUUCCCUGUGCUCAAUUUGCAGGCUUACCUCGAGGGGAAAACUGUAUUGGAGACGAGGGCGUUGGUUGCUGAUCUUUGCAGGCAGUUCUACACACUUGGCUGGGUCUCUGGCACCGGCGGCAGCAUCACCAUCAAGGUACACGACGAUUCUAUUCCCAAGCCUGACCAGCUCAUCGUCAUGUCUCCCUCCGGCGUUCAGAAGGAGAGGAUGAUCUCUGAAGACAUGUAUGUGCUUUCCAGUGGUGGCGAGGUGCUGUCCAAACCUUGCCCCAAAUCCUACCCUCAUAAGACGCCCAAAUGUUCGGACUGCGCUCCUCUCUUCAUGAAGGCCUAUCAAAUGUGCAAUGCUGGGGCUGUUAUUCAUAGUCAUGGGAUGGAGUCAUGUCUAGUAACAAUGAUAAAUCCCCUCUCAAAUGAGUUUCGUAUAGCUCACAUGGAGAUGAUAAAAGGAAUUUUUGGACAUGGUUAUUAUGAUGAGCUUGUAAUUCCAAUAAUUGAGAAUACUGCUUAUGAAAGGGAGCUCACAAAAUCAUUAAGUGAAGCUAUUUCAGCAUAUCCAAAGACAACAGCUGUGCUUGUGCGGAAUCAUGGUAUAUACGUCUGGGGAGAUUCUUGGAUAAGUGCCAAGACUCAGGCAGAGUGUUAUCAUUAUCUAUUUGAUGCUGCAAUUAAGCUCCAUCAGUUGGGAAUUGAUUGGACAAGUCCUAGCCACGGUUUUAUUAAAAAUGAAUCAUAUCAGAGAGUAAGCAAAAGGAAGUUUGAAGUUUAUGCAAAUGCAGGACUUGCUUUUCAAGCUUCUAAACCAUCAAGGAAAUGCAUUGUACUUGACAUUGAGGGGACAACAACGCCAAUAUCUUUUGUUACAGAAAUUCUUUUUCCCUAUGCGCGUGAUAAUGUGCGGAAGCAUUUGAUAUCUACAUAUGACACCAUAGAGACCAAAGAUGACAUUGAACUAUUGCGUGCUCAAGUUCUGGAUGAUUUGGAGAAGGGUAUUUUAGGUUGUACACCCAUUCCACCUGAUGAUGCUGGGAAAGAAGAAGUGAUCGAGUCCUUGGUAGUCAAUGUUGAGGCAAUGAUAAAAGCUGAUAGAAAAAUCACAGCACUAAAACAGUUGCAGGGACAUAUAUGGAGAACUGGCUAUGAUAAUAAUGAAUUGCAAGGCGUUGUUUUUAAUGAUGUUCCUGAAGCUCUUGAAAGAUGGCAUGAUGGUGGCAUCAAGAUUUACAUAUAUUCCAGUGGGAGUAGAGAGGCUCAAAGGCUUAUCUUCAGAAAUACUGUACACGGGGACUUGAGAAAGUAUUUAUGUGGUUUUUUUGACACUACAAUCGGGAACAAACGAGAUGCAAAAAGCUACUGUGAGAUAUCUCAAUCUGUUGGAGUAGAUAAGCCAUCAGAAAUCUUAUUUAUAACAGAUGUUUAUCAAGAAGCUGUUGCUGCGAAGGCUGCAGGCCUUGAAGCGAUAAUUUCGAUUCGCCCAGGAAAUGCACCUCUCUCAGAGAAUCAUGAAUUUAAGACCAUCACAUCCUUCGCUGAAAUUUGAUGUAUUUCCACUGGAAAACAUGGUCUAGAAAAAUGGCAAAAUACUUGUUUGAGCUGUAAUCUGUAAUAUAGGAGCUUUCUAUAACUAUAUAAUAUCUCUCUCCGACAGCUCCUUUCAUCGUAUGGCCAUCACAAGAGUUGAGAUUGCCUUUCUCAAUUCAAGUUUGAACAAGUUAAUUUUAGCUCAUGUGAACUUUGAUUUGAAUCAUGAUCAGAUUUUUCAGUUGAGUUUGAA
This is a messenger RNA of Phalaenopsis equestris, 1934 nucleotides long. Its product is annotated as probable bifunctional methylthioribulose-1-phosphate dehydratase/enolase-phosphatase E1. Gene Ontology annotation, cellular component: cytoplasm. The coding region runs from base 135 to 1700 and encodes 521 amino acids. The record is from RefSeq and is a predicted model, not a curated record. NCBI's taxonomy places the organism in Eukaryota, Viridiplantae, Streptophyta, Magnoliopsida, Asparagales, Orchidaceae. Gene Ontology annotation, molecular function: methylthioribulose 1-phosphate dehydratase activity; magnesium ion binding; acireductone synthase activity. The transcript has 12 exons.